UACAGGGUGGAAAAAUACAGACCCAUGAAAUUAUGUGAAAUAGUUGGAAAUGAAGAUACUGUGAGCAGGUUGGAGGUCUUUGCAAAAGAGGGGAACGUACCAAAUAUUAUAAUUGCUGGUCCUCCAGGAACAGGUAAGACCACCAGUAUCCUCUGCUUGGCUCGUGCUCUGCUUGGUCCUGCAUUAAAGGAUGCUGUUUUGGAGCUGAAUGCCUCAAAUGACAGAGGCAUUGAUGUUGUGAGAAACAAAAUCAAAAUGUUUGCCCAGCAAAAGGUCACGCUUCCAAAAGGUCGGCAUAAAAUAAUCAUCCUUGAUGAAGCAGACAGCAUGACAGAUGGAGCACAGCAAGCAUUGAGAAGAACAAUGGAAAUUUAUUCCAAAACAACGCGCUUUGCACUUGCGUGCAAUGCCUCUGACAAAAUCAUAGAACCUAUUCAAUCCCGGUGUGCAGUGCUGCGUUACACCAAGCUGACAGAUUCACAAAUCCUUGCAAGGCUACUGAAAAUUGUUGAGAAAGAGGAUGUACCAUAUACAGAUGAUGGUCUAGAAGCCAUUAUCUUCACAGCCCAAGGAGAUAUGAGACAGGCAUUAAACAACUUACAGUCCACAUAUUCUGGAUUUGGCUUUAUAAACAGUGAAAAUGUCUUUAAGGUAUGUGACGAGCCUCAUCCUCUGCUUGUGAAAGAAAUGAUACAACACUGCAUAAAUGCAAAUAUUGAUGAAGCAUACAAGAUUCUUGCCCACCUGUGGCGACUUGGAUACUCUCCAGAAGAUGUGAUUGGCAACAUCUUCCGUGUGUGUAAAACCUAUCAAAUGCCAGAAUAUCUGAAACUGGAAUUUAUCAAGGAAAUUGGGUACACUCAUAUGAAGAUAGCAGAAGGUGUGAACUCCCUUUUACAAAUGGCUGGACUGCUGGGCAGGCUGUGUCAGAAGACUGCAGCCCCUGCAGCAAGUUAGAUAUUUCACUGAGCUGAAGCCUGCGUUCUGGAAGGUGAAGGCCUGGUGUGCAAGGUCAGCAGUGUGUCCUGAAUUCUGCAUGCAAAGAGACCGUUCCCUUGGUUUUGCUAAAUCACAGAAAAAUAACCAGGUUCUAUUGUAAAAAUGUUUUGUACUGUUUUAUUUAGACCAAUAAAGCUUUAAAAUUUGCUUUAAC
This is a messenger RNA of Pelecanus crispus (Dalmatian pelican), 1153 nucleotides long. The record is from RefSeq and is a predicted model, not a curated record. NCBI's taxonomy places the organism in Eukaryota, Metazoa, Chordata, Aves, Pelecaniformes, Pelecanidae.